Molecule: messenger RNA, 2481 nt
Organism: Oppiella nova
Lineage: Eukaryota; Metazoa; Arthropoda; Arachnida; Sarcoptiformes; Oppiidae
Source: the annotation of a GenBank genome assembly
GCCCGACUCGACUACGAGGACCAGAAGCUCAGGUCCGCCGAAAAGCGGAUGGAGUUUAUAUGGCAGGCGUCCGACGACUUCGGCCGCACGUCCGACAUAUGGGCGCACGCGAUGGCCGGCUCCCUAUACGGCCCGCCCACGGGGUUCAACUGGGAUGUGCCCGAUGGCGGGGACGAACCCAUUAUCGAUGAUAGGGAGUCCGAGGAUUAUAACGUGGAUAAGAUUGUCGAUAAGUUCCUCAACUAUAUUAAGCCGUAUGCCGCCAAUUACGCCACUAAUCACCUACUGAUCCCCAUGGGCAUGGACUUCAACUUUCAGUCGGCAAACGCGUGGUUCACCAACAUGGACAAGCUCAUAAAGUUCGUGAACGCCCGGCAGGUGAAUGGGUCAAACAUCAACGUGUUCUACUCGACCCCCACGUGCUACCUGGCCGCUGUCCACCAGUCCAACCACACACUCACCUACAAGUCGGACGACUUUUUCCCCUACGCCUCGGACGCCCACACCUACUGGACCGGCUAUUUCACCAGUAGGCCGGCCCUAAAACGCUACGAAAGGGCGAGCAAUAACUUCCUGCAAGUGUGCAAACAGUUGGACGUAUUGGCCCUAUUGGGGGGUCAGUACGACAAGGAGGUGACAGCCCUCCGGGAAUGGCAGGCCGUUAUGCAACACCACGACGCCAUCACCGGUACGGAGAAGCAACACGUGGCCAACAAUUACGCCCUAAAACUCUAUAAGUCGAUCGAGAAAUGCCAGUCCGUGGUGGAGGUGGCCGUCCGGAAGUUGACACUCAAACAGCCGGCGCUCAAAGACGUCACUAAUCUAGGGGAACUGCUAUUUUGCCAGCAGUUGAAUGUGAGCGCCUGUAUCCACACGGAGGCUAACCAUUCGCUGGUGGUUACGGUGUAUAACCCGUACGGACAGCCGGUGCGACACAUAUUAAGACUGCCGGUGACCCAUAGGAACUAUGCGGUGUCGGACACCCAGGGAAUGCCUGUCCAGUCGUACGCGUUUCUAAUACCUGCGCCGGUAUUAGCGCUGAAGGAACGGGCGUUGAGUCGAGCCGUCGAGGAACUGGUGUUUGAGACUAAACUACCGGCGCUCGGGUUCGCCACAUAUAUACUUAAGUACCAAAACGGUAGCGAAACAAAUAGCACCGGUAGCGUCGCCACUAACUCUACUAGUUUGCCACCAGUCGCACCGGUAUCUCGCAAAGUGGACAAAGAGUUUUCGGUACAAACCAAGAGUUUUAACGUGCAUUUUGAUGGGAACGGUAGUCUAAAGGCUAUACAAAUCCGCGCCACGGGACAGGUAGUGGACGUACGCCAGGACUUUGGUUACUACAGGUCCUUUGUGGGCAACAACUAUGGCACCAACCGGGCGUCGGGCGCCUACGUGUUCCGGCCCUCGGAACAGGAGGCCGUCCUAUUCGCCCGGAGCAACAUAAUCGCCCACAUCGUCGACACGCCUGUCCUCACGGAAGUCCGCCAAAAGGUCGGCGACUGGAUGUCCCAAACGGUGCGCAUCGACCCCCUGUCGGACGCCAUUGAGUUUGACUACCAGUGCGGACCCAUACCCGCGGACGAGGGCAAAGAGGUGGUCAUCCGGUGGUCGACUAACAUGACUACGGGAGGCGUAUUUUACACCGACUCUAACGGACGGCAAAUGAUGCGACGGCGCCGGGACUACAGGCCUACCUAUAACCUGACGGUCACGGAACCGGUGUCCGGGAACUACUACCCUGUGACCUCACGUAUAGCUAUUAGGGACGAUCGAAACGACCUACAGAUGACUGUGUUGAACGACAGGGCACAGGGAGGUACCGGCUAUCGGGAGGGCCAGAUCGAGGUAAUGGUGCACAGGAGGUGUCUGGUCGACGACGGUAUGGGUGUAGUGGAGGCGUUGAACGAGGGAGGGGUCGAUGGGAAGGGACUCGAAAUCAGAGGCAAACUAUGGCUACAGUUGUCGAACAUAGCCGGCGCCGCCGAACAGCACCGGGAUAUGGCUCAGCGGCUAUACAUGGAGCCGGUGGUGACGUUUAGGCGGUGCUCAUCACUGGACGAGUACGCCAGAGAGCACCGGAUGGAGUACUCGGCCCUACGGGCGCCGUUACCCAAGAACAUACACCUCAUGACUCUGGAGCAGUGGGUGAACACGACUUUCCUGUUACGGUUGGAGCACUUUUACCAGUGGAAUGAGUCCCUAAGCCUGAGCCUACCGGUGCGAGUGGAGCUCCGGGACCUGUUUCGGGCGUUUGUGGUGACAGAGGCACUGGAGACCACACUGAGUGCUACGGAAAAUAUAUUGGCCGCCCGUAGGCUAUACUUCUGGGACGCCAACGCUAACAACCGAAAUACCAGUGCCGUAUCGGAUAGGUUUGAGCCCAAACGCCAUGAGCUGAACGGCACCGACCUAUCCGUGAUUAUCAAUCCGAUGGAAAUCCGCACGUUUAUCAUUAGGACUAAUCCCACGGGUGAUUAG